This is a messenger RNA of Rodentolepis nana, 648 nucleotides long. NCBI's taxonomy places the organism in Eukaryota, Metazoa, Platyhelminthes, Cestoda, Cyclophyllidea, Hymenolepididae. The record is from the annotation of a GenBank genome assembly.
AUGGAUAGCAAUUUCCAGACUCAAUGUCUCCCUGGAAUAAUAGCCCAAAACUCAAUGGAAGCUGAUUCUUUAUGUUCCACAGUCCCUGUAUUGCCAUACCGGAGUUCCACAAUGCCAGAAAAUCUCUCCAUGCGUCUCAAACAUCCAAGUGUCCUCUGUACAAAUUCCUGGUUAAAAAGAAGUCCCAGUGAUCACUCUGAUCAUAUCGUGGCAAAAUUACGUUGUUCUCGAAGUAUGGAAGCUAGCAAACAAAGAGGUCGUGUAGCCUCUAUGGCGCCAGAUGUAAGAUAUGUUGAUAAAAAUUUUCCUCCUCCUCUUCCACCCAAAAGAACAUGUUCCAAGUCACCCGUGCUACCGAUUUCCUCUCUUAAACAUCCCGAUUUUCAAUCCGACUUAACGAAUGAGCUAGAGGAGGCAGGACUUUCGAGAAUUGACGAGGAUGAUGUUUGCAGUGCCCUACAGAAAAUCACAAAGUGUCUUGACCAAAUACAAGUGGAAAGAAGUCCCGUUCUUGGACAUUAUUCACUGCUUUACCGACUUGAUACCUGUCCUAAAAUACAGACUUCAAAAUCACCGUCAUACUUACCGAGAUUGAGACAAUUUUCCCAGAAGCCGCAGAGGUGUGCAUACACAAAUCUUGCUGGAUGA